Molecule: messenger RNA, 522 nt
Organism: Eurypyga helias (sunbittern)
Lineage: Eukaryota; Metazoa; Chordata; Aves; Eurypygiformes; Eurypygidae
Product: traB domain-containing protein-like
Exons: 5
Source: RefSeq, a predicted model, not a curated record
AUGCAAGAGGAGCAACAGCCGGAGGCUGCUGCAGAUCCAAUGUCCUCCUCUGAUGCACCAGAAGAUGGCCCAAAGGAAACAUCAAGUGUAUCGCAGAAUAUCUCUGAUGCAGAUGCGUUUAAAAUUCUCCUGGAGAUGAAGAUGAAGAAGAGGCAGAAAAAGCCUAGCUUACCAAGCACUGUGACUGAGCUUGACACUGAGGAUGGUUCUAAAGUGUAUGUGGUUGGAACAGCCCACUUCAGUGACAGCAGCAAAAAGGAUGUAGUGAAGACAAUACAAGAGGUGCAACCUGAUGUAGUUGUGGUGGAACUGUGUCAAUACAGAGUUUCUAUGUUAAAGAUGGAUGAAAAGACAUUACUCAAAGAAGCCAAAGAAAUAAAUCUGGAAAAACUUCAACAAGCUAUAAAGCAGAAUGGAGUCAUGUCUGGAUUGAUGCAAAUGCUGCUUCUGAAGGUUUCUGCUCACAUCACAGAACAGCUGGGAAUGGCCCCAGGAGGAGAGUUCCGUGAGGCUUUCAAAGAG